UAAAAUUUUGAUAUGUUUUUUGCUUUACUACUACGAUGAAAAAGUAAUUCUCAAAACCAAACACGUUCAUGCUUUGAUGAGAGAGGUUGAAAAUUUUUUAAAAGCUACAUAUUUGAUGCACCAUGUUGUGUAAUCUCUUUCACAGAGAAAACAAGGAAAUGUUUGGUUUCGUUCUGCUAUUCUGUUUUACAUCAUCGGUUGCAAUACAUUUCACUUGUUAUCGUGAUGAAGAUAAUAUUAUGGUGGAAUUGAUUGGUAAUCAGUUGAGAAAAGACGCAACUGCAGUUGAUACUGUUGAAGUUCAAAAUGAAGAUCAGUGUAUGGAUCAUUGUCUUUAUAAAGGUUACUGUGUUUCUUUCAAUGCCAUCCGAAAUAAUGAUGACGUGCUAGAGGUGACGUGCGAACUGUUUAACCACACAAAUCAUAACAGAACCUUAUUGACAACAGAUGAAAAUUCAAGUUACUAUGAAGUUCGUUUGAUGUGUCGCAAUUGUGUAAAUGGAAGCGAUGAAAACGGAUGUCGUUGCAACUGUUCGAUAAAACGAGAUUGCAUCGAAUGGCUUGAAGCAGGAUUCAAUAAGAGUGGUGUGUAUGAAAUCAAUAUCAAUGGACAAUUGACAAAAGUUUUUUGCGACAUGGAAACAGAAGGUGGAGGAUGGAUAAAAUUCCAGAACAGAUUUGACAAGUCUGUCGACUUCAACAAACAUUUGAACGAUUACAAAGAGGGGUUUGGUGACAUUAAUGGGGAGUUUUGGCUCGGUCUUGAAAAACUACACCAGUUAACAGAAACCGACAACCAUUUGUUAUACCUAAAAGGCGUUUUAAAAACAGGUUACACGCAUAUUGAACUGUAUUUAAACUUUAAAAUUGCAAAUGAGGCAAAUCAAUACGCUAUCAGCGUCACACCGCUGAAGUGUGAAAACCAAAAUAAAGAUUGGCCAUGCUAUUUGUUAAAAAAUGCGUGCUUCAACAUGUUCAAGAGACCAAUAUGCCCUGAUUGUCUUGAAGGCUGGUGGUGGUCGCAAUGUCCGUGUUAUGACAGUGUGAAUAGCAUGCGACUCACAAACUUCAAUUCAUCAUUGAUGCUUAAACGAAAUAAAACAAUACCAGAUGAAUCAACCUAAUGCAAUUUCUACACUUGUUAAAGAAUUUUGUUGUAAAUGCAUCAGUGGAAAACACAAGAAAGUUUUUAAUAUAGACCGAUAAAUGUGCUUCUAACAAAACUUCUCUAUUAAGUGGUGAAAUAACAACACAUCAUUUUACCUGUGUUUUUGUUUACGAUUGAGUCAGUUUAUAAAACUGAAUGAUUAUUGUAUGAAUUUAAUUUUUUAUUAUUAUAAUUUACAGUGCAAGUAACUAGAAAUAUUUUGCGCACAUAUGAUUUGACGUAAAAAUGAGAUAAUUUUACACAAAUAAAGUUUAUAACGAUAUCAGGAUUUUUGGCUGUUAAUUUACCUAGAGAGAUAGAGAAAUGUAUGUUCUGGCACAGUCGCACAC
Messenger RNA from Hydractinia symbiolongicarpus, 1497 nucleotides. RefSeq names its product ficolin-1-A-like. Bases 123 to 1124 code for a protein of 333 amino acids. Lineage: Eukaryota; Metazoa; Cnidaria; Hydrozoa; Anthoathecata; Hydractiniidae. The transcript has 2 exons. The record is from RefSeq and is a predicted model, not a curated record.